This is a messenger RNA of Scomber japonicus (chub mackerel), 1023 nucleotides long. RefSeq names its product olfactory receptor 52K1-like. Gene Ontology annotation, biological process: G protein-coupled receptor signaling pathway. The record is from RefSeq and is a predicted model, not a curated record. Gene Ontology annotation, molecular function: G protein-coupled receptor activity; olfactory receptor activity. The transcript has 2 exons. The coding region runs from base 1 to 1023 and encodes 340 amino acids. Gene Ontology annotation, cellular component: membrane. NCBI's taxonomy places the organism in Eukaryota, Metazoa, Chordata, Actinopteri, Scombriformes, Scombridae.
AUGGUGACAGCAGAGCAUCCUCCCAUGAUCCCCUGUGAUGCAGAGUGUCCUAAUUGGCUGGAGCCUCCAGGGUUGUUUUGGGAGGAGCGGAGGAUGGAGCGGCAGGCGGAGAACAUCACGUCUCACCAGCUGUUCAUCCUGGACGGCUUCAGUGAGCUCGGAGCUCUUCGUCCCGUCCUCUUCGUCCCGUUCUUCAUCAUGCUGGUGGUGUCGCUGUCUGCUAACUCCAUGCUGCUGUACGUGGUCGCCUCUCAGAGGAGCCUCCACUCGCCCAUGUACGUGCUCAUAGCCGGCAUGGCCUGCGUAGACGUGAGCCUGCCGCUGUUCUUCAUCCCCAACAUGCUGCUCAGCUUCCUGUUCGACUGGAGGGGGAUCUCUCUGGUCAGCUGCCUGGUUCAGAUCUACUUUGUCCAUCUGUUGGGAGCCUUUCAGUCCACUCUGCUGCUGUGGAUGGCUCUGGACCGGUACUUUGCCAUCUGCAUGCCGCUGUACUACCACCAGCGCAUGGCGGUGCCCGGAUUCCUGCGGUUUGUGAUUCCGCUGGUGGUUAGGAACGUCCUCAUGGUGGCGCUGGUGGUGGUUCUGGCGGGAGCGCUGCCGUUCUGCUCCGUUAACGUGAUCAAUCACUGUUUCUGUGAGCACAUGGCCUUGGUGGAGCUGGCCUGUGGCAGCACCGCAGUCAACAGCCUGGUGGGCCUGAUCUCCGUGUUCUUCAUCCCCGUGGCCGACUUCCUCUUCAUCAUCGCCUCCUACGUCGUCAUCUUCAGCUCUGCGCUGGGAUCCGGGAAGUCGGGCGCGAAAGCGCUGCACACCUGUGUGACUCACAUGGUGGUGCUGAGCGUCAGCAUCGUCAUCAUACUCGUGGCUUUCCUGUCGUACCGGAUCAGAAACGGACUUCCUGCUUGGGUUCGUGUGUUCUUCAGCAGCUUGUAUCUUCUGUUCCCGAGCUGCUUCAACCCCAUCGUCUACGGAGUCCGGACCGCCGAGAUCCGGCAGCACAUCCUGAAGACGCUGACCUGUUAA